AUGGAUCCCUCCCAGGUCAAGAUCCCGCCGUUGAUGGACCUGACCAUCGACAACAUCACCGAGAAUGUCAACCUGAUCAACUCGGCCAACCCGGACCCGCGGUUCAAGUACGUCCUCGAACGGCUGGUGGUGCACCUGCAUGAAUUUGCGCGGGAGACCCGGUUGAGUACGCAGGAGUGGAUGGCGGGCAUCCAAUUCCUCACGAAGACGGGACACAUUUGCACCGAUGAAUUCAUCCUCCUCUCCGACAUCCUCGGCCUCUCCCUCCUGGUCGACAGUAUCGACCACCCCAAACCCGCGGGGUCGACCGAGGGUACGGUGCUGGGGCCCUUCCAUACGCACGAGGCCGAGACCCUGGAGCACGGCAGCGUCAUGUCGCACGACGCCAACGGCGAGCCGCUGCUGGUGCUGUGCACGGUGAAAGAUGUGGCGGGCAAGCCCAUCGAGGGCGUCAAGAUCGACAUCUGGGAGACCGACUCGUCAGGCAAAUACGACGUCCAGCACCCCGACCGCGACGGGCCGGACGGCCGCUGCAUCAUGACCAGCGACGCGCAGGGCAUCUUCUGGUUCAACGCCAUCGUGCCCGUGCCGUACCCGAUCCCGCACGACGGGCCCGUGGGCCAGCUGUUGAAGAAGCUGGGUCGACAUCCCAUGCGGCCAGCGCACAUGCACUUUAUGUUUGAGAAGGAAGGGUUUGAUCAUUUGAUAACGGCCCUAUACCUAAAAAACGACCCGUACGAGACGUCGGACGCGGUGUUCGGGGUCAAGAACUCGCUGAUCGUCGAGCUGGGCAAGUGCGACGCCGCGGUCGCCCAGAAGUACGGCGUCAAGGAGGGCACGGCGCUGCUGACGUACGACUUCGUGCUGGUCACGGACCAGGAGAGCGCCGAGCUGCGGGCGCAGAACUCGCAACGCGCCCUCGAGCGGUUGGGUCGCCGCGUCAAGAUCGUCCAGGGCUUGCCCGUGCCGGACGUCGAUUAG
Molecule: messenger RNA, 981 nt
Organism: Fonsecaea erecta
Lineage: Eukaryota; Fungi; Ascomycota; Eurotiomycetes; Chaetothyriales; Herpotrichiellaceae
Exons: 3
Coding region: 1-981 (326 amino acids)
Biological process (GO): catechol-containing compound metabolic process
Molecular function (GO): catechol 1,2-dioxygenase activity; ferric iron binding
Source: RefSeq, a predicted model, not a curated record